Megalops cyprinoides (Indo-Pacific tarpon) is the source of this 3935-nucleotide messenger RNA. Its product is annotated as nascent polypeptide-associated complex subunit alpha-like. The coding region runs from base 422 to 3730 and encodes 1102 amino acids. Gene Ontology annotation, biological process: protein targeting to membrane. Gene Ontology annotation, cellular component: nascent polypeptide-associated complex; cytoplasm. NCBI's taxonomy places the organism in Eukaryota, Metazoa, Chordata, Actinopteri, Elopiformes, Megalopidae. The record is from RefSeq and is a predicted model, not a curated record. The transcript is spliced from 10 exons.
AAAUUGGGAGAAAUGAAUUUGCACUUGCACAUUCCAGUUGUUUGCACACUUCAGAUUUGUUUCUGUGACUUUGUACAUCGAUAUACAAAUAAUGGCAACUUGAGUUACAGGGAUGUGCAGUGCACACUUUUUUGCUUUUGGUCAACAUGGGUGAUUUGAUUAUACAAAGGUCGUCAGUGUAGAUUCUGUCAGCACUUGCUGAUGAUGUCGAUGUUACUCCUCCCUCCCCUCCUACUCUUCUCCCUUCCUCCCAGCUUCGGGGGACUUGAGUACCUCUGUCUCCCUGGCAGCAUCAGUGCCUGAAGCAACCAAGGUGGUCGCUGCAGAAAGCCCCACCGUGGCUGCUGAAGUUGCCAAACUGGGACUGGGGUCAGGUGGAGCACAGAAAACAGCUGCUUUGGAAAGCAAGAGCAAUGAGGAGAUGGGAAGUCUGCAAGUUCCUACUGCAAAUCCUGAUGGCAAGUUGAAUGGAGAAGUUUUGUCUGCUGUCACUGUGCAGGAAGAAAUGCAUGUAGAUGCUGAUGGCACUAAAGAGGCCAUUGAAGCUGAGAUUGAAGUUACCAUGCAAGACCCAGUGAACAACACAGAAGAAAAAGCAUCCCAAGGCCCAGUGCAAAUCCCAGAAAAACGAGCAUCCCAAGACCCAGUGGAUACUACAGAAGAUGUUGUUACCCAACAGCCAUUGACUAAGACAGAAGAACAAGAACCAGAGGCUAUGACAGAAGGUCAAAUUAUCCAAGAAGCAAUUGCAGUCACAGAAGAACAAGCUAUGCAAGAAGUGAUCCCAGUUGUGAAUCUGGAUCCUGCCAUAGACAAAACUGCUAUUCAACAGCCAAACUUGCCCACAGAAGAACGGACUGUUCAGGAACUCCCUUCUGCUGAAGAGCCAGGUAUCCAAGGGCCAGUGACAACUUCAAAAGAUGCAACCUUUCAGGAACCAGUAGCUGCAGUUGAAGAACCCAUAACUGUUGCUGAAGAAUCUACUCCUCAAGAAUGUGUGGCUUCAUUACAAGAAUCUCUCAGUCAAUUUGUUGCUGUGGAAGAAACCGCCAUUCAAGAAUCCAUAGUCAUCUCUGAAGAAACCGAUGUUGAGGAAUCUGUAGUUACUGGUGAUGAAUCCUCUGUUCAAGAAUCCGUAGAUAUCACUGAAGAAGUUGCCAUUCAAGAAUCCAUAGUUGCUGGUGAAGAAUCUGUUGUUCAGGAAUCUGUAGUUGCCCACAAAGAACCUUCAGGUCAAGACUUGGUGCUCAAUGAAGAACCCACUACUCAGGUAUCACAGAUUGCUGCUGAGGAAUUAACCACCCCCAGCUCACUUGCAGGUGAUUCUGUGGACAGUGCAGUGAUAUCUGAGAGCAUUAAUGCAGUGCAAGCUGCAGAACCUGGAGCAUCUGCUGCUGAGAGUAAUGAUCUAAUUGUUGGGGACCUGACACCAGCUAUGGAACUUGCUCCAAUGCAAUGCGUUGAACCCAGUCCACAAAUCACUAGUUCAAAGAUUAUGGCUACAGAAGUUGAUUUGGUGUCUGGUGACAUAAGUAUUGAUGUGGCUACCCAAAAUGAAGUCGCCACACAGAGUGAAGAACCCACUGCCAUCUUGCCUAAUGAAGUGCAGACUGAGGUGGCCUCUAGUCGUGCAGGCCUGUCCCUUGCAGCCCAGAAGCCUUCAGCUUCAGCUCCUCCUAUGGCGGAUGCUGCAGAGAUGCCAGCUGCUCCUCCCUCUGCCUCCAAGAUCCUUUCCUCCACUCCUCCACACUCUGCAGCUGCUAGCACUCCUGUGCCUAAAGCUAAAGAACCUAAAAGCAAGCCCAAGCAGCUGUCCUCUCCACCUCUCUCCUCAACCUCCAGCCCUGUGCCUGUUGCCACACAGCGCCCAUCUUCAUCUGCUUGUGCCUCCUCCCCCUCCUCUCCAAAAUCAUACAACUCCCUCCCCCGCUCUCCCUCCUCUCCCAAAUCCUACACCUCCCUUCCUCGCUCCACUCCUCCCUGCUCUCCCCUAGCUUCCCCCUUAACCUCUCCUUUAGCUUCUCCCCAGGUUGUCUUUUGUGCUUCUAGUCAGGGGGACAGGUCUAGCCUUCAGCCUACAGUGGUCAAAGCCGGAGAGCGAAAGAAAGCAAAAAAGGGUCUCAAAGCUCAACUAACCACUCCAGCUGAGGCAGAGAUUCUGCCUUCAGCUCCAAGUGCUGACACCCCUGUUCCAACCCAAAUCCCUGUUGUGCCCACCCCUCCACCACAAGUGGCUGAACAAACUCAACUCAAACUGGUUACCACUGUUCCUACACCUGCCAAAGAAGCUAUCCCUGCCCUGGUGGAGGUCCCGCCUGUGGCUGCUAUCCUGGUGGAGACUUCCCAAGCUGUAGCUAUCACCGACUUGGCUCCCAUAUGUCUCCCCACCCUGGGUGAGGAAAAACCAGCUGAAGCUGAAUCCCUUGCACCAGAAAUGUCUACAUCUUCUGAAGCUGAUUCCAUCACACAAGUGAUCAUAGCUGAGGCAGAAGUCCCUGCACCACAAUCACCAGACACUCUGAAGGGACCUGUCACCCUCACUGAGCAUGUUCUGGAGCAUGCUAAUACCCCUGCUGUAGAGAAAAUGGUUUCCCCUGCUGGCCUCCCCUGUAAACCUGAUCUGCCCCAGUCUCCCAAGACCCCUGCUUCCCCAGUUUCCUUCACGGUCUCCUCCCUGCCUGCUGCUCCUUCUCUCCUGUCUUUUGCUGCCGCUGUAGCUCAUGAUCUCCCUGAAACCCCCAAAGCGGAGCAAAAGUUGGUGGCGCCCAAAGAAAACUCUCCAUGUUCCAUCUCUCCACCAACUGCUCCCCCUUUUCCCACACCAGCCCCUUCUACUGCUCCACCUCCAAAAGUGGCACCUCCAGUUGCUGGCCUGUCUCCAGCCCUAGAGGAGGAAGACGACUUGCCCCCUCUCAUACCUCCCGAGGAGUCAGUCAUGUUGGUGGAGACUCCACCAAAAAAUACCCCAGCUGCUGCUCCCCCAGCAGCACCUGCCUCCACCCCCAAAGCUGCCCCACCAGCAGCACCCAUCUCCACCCCCAAACCCACUCCGCCUCCAACCCCUGCUGCUGCACCCCCAGCAGCACCUCUCUCCACCCCCCAAUCCACUCCAGUCCCUGCAAAGCCGGAGUCUGUGAUCAAGAACGACAAGGGUUCUGGCACGGAGUCAGACAGCGAUGACUCGGUACCAGAGCUGGAGGAGCAGGACUCUGCACAAGCACAGACACAGCAGGCACAGCUUGCAGCGGCUGCCGAAAUCGACGAGGAACCAGUCAGCAAAGCUAAACAAAGCCGGAGUGAGAAGAAGGCUCGAAAGGCAAUGUCCAAACUGGGUCUUCGCCAGGUGACAGGAGUCACUAGGGUCACUAUCCGGAAGUCCAAAAACAUCCUGUUUGUCAUCACCAAACCAGAUGUCUACAAAAGCCCUGCCUCAGACACAUACAUUGUGUUUGGAGAAGCCAAGAUAGAGGAUCUCUCACAGCAAGCCCAGCUGGCAGCAGCAGAGAAGUUCAAGGUCCAAGGAGAAGCUGUGUCUAAUAUCCAAGAGAACACACAGACGCCCACUGUGCAGGAGGAGAGCGAAGAGGAGGAGGUUGACGAGACUGGGGUAGAAGUGAAGGACAUUGAGCUGGUGAUGUCACAAGCCAACGUGUCACGGGCAAAGGCUGUACGCGCACUCAAGAACAACAACAAUGACAUCGUCAACGCCAUUAUGGAAUUGACAAUGUAAAUGAGUGAAGAACAACAGAGAUGGCAUAAUCUGGGGUCUUGCUGUUGAAUAUGCACAUGUUUGUACCAUUUAUACCCAGGAGAUUAAUAAAAUUAUGCAUUGAUGAUAUGGAAAAAUCUUAUCCUUUUGUUUACUUACAGGGUUGUGUUUUUAGAUUGGGCCCAUGACUAUUUAUUCUCAAUAAAGUUUUUCCACCCCAUGUUAA